Messenger RNA from Mesorhabditis spiculigera, 945 nucleotides. NCBI's taxonomy places the organism in Eukaryota, Metazoa, Nematoda, Chromadorea, Rhabditida, Rhabditidae. The record is from the annotation of a GenBank genome assembly.
AUGUCUGACGUACCACAGGACGCGAACGCCGGCUGCCCGGGCACCGGCAGCGAGCAAGCGGGAAAGACAAGUGGCUGCGCCGGUUGUCCGAAUCAGGGAUCCUGUGCAACUGGCCAGGGGCCAAAGCCGGAUGAAGAUGUACCCAAGAUCGCCGAACGUUUCUCGAAAAUUCGCCACAAGAUUCUGAUCCUUUCUGGGAAGGGCGGCGUCGGAAAAAGCACGCUGACCGCCUCACUGGCUAGGGCCCUGGCUGAAGAUACGAACAAACAGGUCGCCGUUCUCGACAUCGAUAUCUGCGGACCUUCACAGCCACGAAUGUUUGGAGCCGAGAAUGAAACUGUGCACGACAGCGCUAGCGGAUGGUCACCCGUAUCUGUUCGCGACAAUCUGCAGCUGAUGUCCAUCGCUUUUCUCCUUGGUGAAAAAGAUCAAGCGGUUAUCUGGCGCGGUGCUCGCAAGAACGGCAUGAUCAAGCAGUUCUUGCGCGACGUCGAUUGGGGAGAGGUGGAUUAUCUGUUGAUUGACACGCCCCCGGGUACCUCCGAUGAGCACAUUUCGGUCGUUCAAUUCCUUCUGCAGGCCGGGCCGUUGGAUGGGGCUGUUAUUGUCACGACCCCGCAGGAAGUGGCUCUACUGGACGUCAGAAAAGAGGUCAAUUUUUGCACAAAGACGAAGGUGCCGAUAAUUGGAGUCGUCGAGAAUAUGUCAAGCUUUGUCUGCCCGCACUGCAAACACUCGACCGUCCUCUUCCCAAGCAGCACAGGUGGCGCCACUGAGAUGUGCAACGUUGGCAAGAUGGAGCUGCUAGCACAACUUCCACUCGACCCUAGCCUGGCCAAAUGCCUCGACGAAGGUGCCGAUUUCUUUGAAGAGCACCCCGAUUCGCCCAUGGUCACCGCAUUCAGCAAUCUGGCCAAGAAGCUGACGGACAAGAUUUCCGGAAAC